AUCGCCAUUAUUGAUUAUUCAAGUUAGCAUCCAAAGACCGCCUACUGCAGCCCAACAUGGUGUGCUCACUACCAGCUCUAGAGGGCCGCCACCUCAUGCUGGAAUGAAGCCUCGUCCAUUCAGUGCUAAGGCUAGAAUAACUACAGAAAGGGUUGGAGAAAAGACAAAUGUAGGGCACAGAUCACGACCUCCAUGGAGACCAUUUUCUGGACAUGCUGCACUGAACAGACCAGCUCCUUUAAUGAACAAAGAAUGUGACAGUAGCACAGUUACAAUGAAAGAGGAACUCAGCCAUGAUUCUACUCCUGUUCCCUCAGUGUACAAAGACAGGUGUUUGCCCAAGAAUCUUACAAUUCUACAAGAGUGGCUGACAGAAGAUGUGCCAAAUAACUGGCCAACACAACUUACACCCAAACACAGCUUUGUAUUCCUGCCAUGCAUGCAGUCAGAGCAGUGUGUGUGGGACAAGUUACCUGUUGUUCCACCUGCUCAGCAGCCUGAUGAUGUGUUGAUUUUUACUCCAGAACCACAAGUUAAGAAAUUUAAGCCCCCAAAACCAAGACUGCAGUCAUUUGUUGAGGAGGAGCAGACAAGAUGCAAACACAGAAGUAACAUUGUGAGAACAGAUCCAAGUCCCCCUACACAUGACAUUUUUGAGGGAAUGCGGAGAGCAGAUAUUAUUAGACAAGAGAUUGAAGAUCUUGAAAGGCUGUUACAAGGCAUCGGAAAUCCCAAGGGCUCUUCUAUAGUAGUGCGAUACCAGCAUGAUAUAAAUUACCUGAGAGACAUGGCCAGAAACACAGUUGAAGGAUAUGAUUUUUCCCAGGAGGCGCGGAGUCUUACCCCAGUAGCUGCCAGUUUUCAGGAGGAUCUUGUUAGAUAUCCUGAGAAACACGACCAGAUUGUGUCGACUAUUAAAGAACGACGGGAUCAAUGUGUGAAGCAACUGGCUGACAUAGAACAGGAGAUUAUGAACAAGAGCUCAUGAUCUUCACAAGACAGAGGAGGGUGCAAUCUGAUGCCGAAUCCUUAUUUACGGUUUUUAGACACCCCCGAUGCAAAAGAGGUCCCUGUUCCCUCGGAGGCAGGGUACUUCUCAUAAGAGACUUUGAGAGAGUGCUGCCCAAUAGGCGGACAGUUUCAGUCCAGUACUGCAUGAGUGAGCUUUGUUUUAACGUGUUUAAAUUAGGACUGAUUACUUUUAAAAGAGAAAGUGUAGU
This is a messenger RNA of Pocillopora damicornis (cauliflower coral), 1220 nucleotides long. RefSeq lists its product as uncharacterized. Lineage: Eukaryota; Metazoa; Cnidaria; Anthozoa; Scleractinia; Pocilloporidae. The record is from RefSeq and is a predicted model, not a curated record.